Messenger RNA from Macrosiphum euphorbiae (potato aphid), 330 nucleotides. The record is from the annotation of a GenBank genome assembly. NCBI's taxonomy places the organism in Eukaryota, Metazoa, Arthropoda, Insecta, Hemiptera, Aphididae.
AUGGAAUUUACGCAAAGCGGAUUGAUAUGUUUUUUGAAAUACGUCGAGGAAAACAUAAACCCAAUAAAACCAGGGACGGCCGAUUACAUUAGAUUCGUAAAACUUCUAAAAACAGUGGCUAAAAAAUCAAUACCUAUAAGACACAGACGUAGCUAUACUCCGUGUUGGACGAAGGAAUGUGAGAUUCUACUCGGUGAGAAUAAAAAGGAUGGGAAGAAUGUAAAUGCAAAUCGAUUGGUUGGACUAUUAGACGAAGAACGAAGGAAGAGGUGGCUAGAGGCCAUGGAUAAUUUAGAUUUCACCCAUUCUAGCAGAGAAAGCUUUUGUUAA